Messenger RNA from Colletotrichum chrysophilum, 726 nucleotides. RefSeq lists its product as uncharacterized. Lineage: Eukaryota; Fungi; Ascomycota; Sordariomycetes; Glomerellales; Glomerellaceae. The record is from RefSeq and is a predicted model, not a curated record. Bases 1 to 726 code for a protein of 241 amino acids. The transcript has 3 exons.
AUGGCCACACCGGGUGCCGACUCGGCGACAACAGCGGGAGAGCCGCCCGAAUUCAUUGAGGUGGGCGACACGGCCACGCCCGAAGAGGCGUCUGAACCUGAGGACUGGGAUGCGCGCUCAUCAACGUCGACCUCGCUAGCAUCAGGUAUCCAGAGGCAUGCGUUUGCCAACGGUCGGAGGUCGACUGGAGCUGAGAUGAUUGAUUCAGUUGGAGACCAGUACCCUGGUGCCGAGGUGACUGGCGCCGACUUGUCCCCGAUUCAACCUGAUUGUAACCUUAAGCCCGGUGCUUGGGUUGAAACCCAAGACUUCAACUCCAACGUCAACUGUGACGACGGGACCAUGCCAGAUGACUGGGCCCUUAUCAAAUUUUGGGCCCUUCUUCACGAGGCAAUGCUCAAGCUAAACGUUGACAUUCGGGUUGCUCCACAAAUCGGCGAACUGAUGGAACAGGCCGGAUUUGUCAACGUGAGAAAGACAGCCUACAAAGUGCCGAUUGGCACUUGGCCUAGAAACAACAUCCUCAACCUCGUCGGCGAGUACAUGCGCACAAUUAUGGAGGAUCUGCUUGGCGCAGCUGCGAGCAAGCCACUCAAGACGUUAGGCAUGACGGACACGGAGAUCCAAGUCUUCCUCGUGUCUGUACGAAGCGCGCUGAGGGAUCGCAACGUGCACGCUUAUGGCACAUACUACUCAUGGGUUGGGCAGAAGCCGCUUGAUGCAUAG